UGGGCCACCAUGGCGGCGAUAGCGGCAGUAGUGGCGGCGCUGCGGGAGUGGCUGACGGCGGUGGAGCGGCAAGAUGUGGCCUGGCGGGCGGCUCUGGCGGCUUGGGAGCCGCUGCUGCGCUCGCUGGCCGGGCUGGCGGCGCAGAUGCGGGCGGCGCGGCAGGUGGCGUGGGGCGAGAGGCCGCUCGGUGCCCACCCUGGCCUGCGGGAGCGGCUGUGGCAGAAGCAGCGCGGCGCGGCCGAGGCGCUGCUCGAGGAGCUGGGCGGGCGGCGGGCCGAGCUGCGGGCCGUGCGGGACGCGGUGGGCGCUGGCGUGGCCGCAGUGCUGCGGGUGUACGAGGAGCAGGCGACGGAGCUGGGCCUCACGGCGGCCCUGAGGCGUGGACCGCGCUGCCCCUCGCUGGCCGACACCCUGGAGGGGCUGCAGGAUGUGGAGUGCUAUUACCGGCACCUGUACCUGGAGAGCAAGUUUCUACUGCUCCGCAUUAGCUGCGAUCGCCUGGCAGACAUGGAAGCCCUCCCACAGGCCUGGGAGAGGAUUUUGGAGCACUACAAGGAAGACGUCGUUCCAGUGGUUGGUGACUUUGCUCAGUUUGCAGUUGGUCUUAAUGACCUGCUCUGACAUCUGGUGAACGACUCCAGUCAUAAAUCCUCACCAUCACUCUCUGGGAAAGCUGGAAGUGAGGUCCUUCGUCACAGUGUGCUGAGGACUUUAGUGAUCCCUUUCACUUGGUCUGCAAAGUCAGCUUUACUUAUAUGUUUCUGCCUUGCUUUUUGAAGUAAGUGAAAGCUUUGUGGGUGCGGAAAACAGAUAAAAUGCUUUAAUCUAAUGCAGGUGUUAUUUUUCUUCUGAUUCAGAUGUGCUCCUGAAGAUCUCCCUGUUUGUGGAGAACUAUCGAGAGCUGUGCUGCUCACCAGGCUCCUGACAGAGAAUGGGAGGGCCUGACGCUGACCAGUUCCUCCUGCUGUGUUCUGAGGUGGCCACAAAAGAGGACGAGGAGGAGUUGAAAAAGCUUUACUGGUGCUUUUCAGAAGCUGAGUGGGUUGGAUACUUGGCCUUAGCAGGAAAUGCUUGGACUGUUUAAUUUUUAAGUGAAAAUGGACUUGGUGUCUGAAGAAGAGGCUGAGCUGAAUGAGGCGUAAAGAUAGAAGGGAGUCAUUUUCCGCCAUGAAAGUCAUCAUUUUGUCUGCCAUGGAUAUUUUGUAUAUGGACAAAAAUGCUGAGUCUUACUCCUUUGAGAUGCGCUGCAAAUAAGUGAACGUAACACAAGGUGCAGCAGGCUGCUACCGUGUCAGAAAGGUGUUUGGUUACCAUCCUUAUAAAUAAAGAUGUCAAAGCAGGGCUUAAAAUCAGUUUGCACCUCAUGCCUGUGAGCAAUAUGUUUGCUUUUGUCCCGUGUGUGUUGAAGAGAAGGGAGCAAAUUUGACUUGGAAAAAGUAAUUUUGGAGGUGCAUGGACACCUGAGCACUUCUCAGAUAUCUCUGCUGGGGGAGGUUAAAUGACAGUCUCAAAGCUUCACGCUCUGUGGUAGCAGUGACUGCUGAUGGUUUUUGGCUGUGGUAUUGAUCCUCUCUCACAUUCCUGGGAAGUGAUGGGAUGCCUCUCUCUAAGUAACCCCUUGGGUAAGAACUGUAGCCUCUUAAGGAAGGACAUAGAAUCAUUUGGUUGGAAAAGACCUUUGAGAUGAUCAAGUCCAACUUUACCUGUCCACUACUAAAUCCUAUCUUUGAGCUAAUAAAGGCUUG
This is a messenger RNA of Cuculus canorus (common cuckoo), 1745 nucleotides long. It is a transcript of the gene AIRIM, whose product is annotated as chromosome 22 C1orf109 homolog. The record is from RefSeq and is a predicted model, not a curated record. Bases 10 to 621 code for a protein of 203 amino acids. The transcript has 4 exons. NCBI's taxonomy places the organism in Eukaryota, Metazoa, Chordata, Aves, Cuculiformes, Cuculidae. Gene Ontology annotation, cellular component: nucleus; cytoplasm.